Penicillium canescens is the source of this 1200-nucleotide messenger RNA. RefSeq lists its product as uncharacterized. Lineage: Eukaryota; Fungi; Ascomycota; Eurotiomycetes; Eurotiales; Aspergillaceae. The coding region runs from base 1 to 1200 and encodes 399 amino acids. Gene Ontology annotation, molecular function: FMN binding; oxidoreductase activity. The transcript is spliced from 2 exons. The record is from RefSeq and is a predicted model, not a curated record.
AUGGCAGCCAAAACUCUCCCCGAUCCUUCGCUGUGUGUCACCGCAACGGAUUUUGAAAAGGUCGCAAAGGAUGUGCUCUCGGAGAAGUCAUGGGUAUAUGUAUCGAGCUCGGCAGCAUCGGGUCUGUCAAUGAAGGCCAAUAUUGACGACUGGUCUUUGAUCAAUUUCCGGCCUCGCAUUUUGAGGAGCGUGGACAAAAUGGACACCAGAAAGUCCAUUCUCGGUUCAACCUCGCAAUUCCCUUUCUUCAUCUCAGCUAUGGGUACACUGGGUAGUUCCCAUCCAGGGGCUGAGCCUUUGCUCGUCCGGGGAGCUACUCGCAAAGGCCUGAACACCAUGAUCAGCACGGCGUCGACAAAAACAUUGGAAGAGAUCAUGGAUGCACACAUCGACGAACAACGGCUACUCAACAACCAAAGUCCGUCUAAGCUUUCAUUCCAACUUUAUGUCCCUGUUGAUCGCACAAAGGCCAAGUCCCUCAUUCAGAGGGUCAAGAAGGCCGGGUUCCAAAGCCUCUGGGUCACCGUGGAUACUUCAACGCUGGGCAAGCGAACGGCAGACCGCUAUCUUCAGGCACAAGAGAAUCUUGCAGUACCCAAGGAGACAGUCGUCAAAGCUGGUACCGGGGAAGUCAAUAUUGAGAACAGUUACGCGCCUGCAUUCGGCGGCCGACAAGUCCCCGGCUCAGUGGAUGCUGGUCUCACUUGGGAGGACUUGGACUGGAUCUCAAAGGAAUGGAAUGGACCACUUGUCCUCAAGGGAAUACAGAGUGUCGAAGAUGUCAAAAUGGCUGUUGAACGUGGUGUGCAGGGAAUUCUGUUGAGCAACCAUGGAGGUAGACAAAUCCAUUCCGCCCCGAGCUCGUUGAUGACACUCCUGGAGAUUCGUACAUACUAUCCGGACGCAUUCGACAAGCUCGAGGUAUUUGUUGAUGGUGGGCUCCGCGAUGGAGCAGAUGUCCUCAAGGCAUUAUGUCUUGGAGCAACUGCUGUAGGAGUUGGUCGGCCAUAUUACUAUGCCCUCGCGGCAUAUGGUGCUGAAGGAGUGGAAAGAUGCACAGAUAUUCUCGCCGAGGAAGUCGAAAUCACAAUGAAGAUGCUGGGGGUUUCAUCGCUCGACCAACUUCGGCCCGAGAUGAUCAACACCAGUCGACUAGAGAAUGAGAUGUGGCGGCCAGCAUUUGGAAGAGCGAAGCUGUGA